Molecule: messenger RNA, 2152 nt
Organism: Megalops cyprinoides (Indo-Pacific tarpon)
Lineage: Eukaryota; Metazoa; Chordata; Actinopteri; Elopiformes; Megalopidae
Gene: pmepa1
Product: prostate transmembrane protein, androgen induced 1
Exons: 4
Coding region: 301-1179 (292 amino acids)
Biological process (GO): negative regulation of transforming growth factor beta receptor signaling pathway
Cellular component (GO): Golgi membrane; early endosome membrane
Molecular function (GO): R-SMAD binding
Source: RefSeq, a predicted model, not a curated record
CUUGAAUGAGGCGAGCGCAGAAGCCCGUCAGACAGACGGAUACAAAGUAGCACAAGCUGUCUGGUAAUAAACAUCGGGGAUACUGGAGUACAGAGGGCAGGCAGCGGCCCGGGGUUGGGGGGGACGAAGGCAACUGAGACCCGUGAUAGACCCCUGACUACCACCCGCAGAAGCGUACCGAAGGAGGAAAGAAAAAAAACAUCGUUGCAUAUGUUUUAUUAUAUUGCAGUCUCAGCGAGAAAAAUACCAGGGAAGCUGGAGCGAUCGUUGAGCCGUUUCCUCAUAAAUUUCCACAUUUAAAUGUUAAACUUCAUGGGUCUAAUGAACGGUACUUCGGCCAUCCAGACCAAUGUAUCCUGUACAUGUAACUGCAAACGCUCGACUUCAUUCCAAAGUAUGGAGAUCACCCAGCUGGAGUUUGUGCAGAUCCUGGUGAUCGUUGUGGUGAUGAUGGUGAUGGUGGUGGUUAUCACCUGCUUGCUGAACCACUACAGGCUGUCGGCCCGAUCCUUCAUCUCCAGACACAGCCAGGCCCGCAGACGGCACCUCCCACUGGCCUCUGAUGGGAGUCUGUGGGCCUCUGAUGGACCUGGGCCCUCCAGUGGAAUGAGUGAACAGCAAGUAUACACCCCGCGGCCUCCCGAAAGAGUGCCCUCCUACCUGCAGAGGGAGCGCCUGGCCCGUUUCCAGCCCACCUACCCCUACCUGCCCCAUGCCAUCAUCGACCUGCCGCCCACCAUCUCGCUUUCGGACGGAGAGGAGCCUCCCCCUUACCAGGGGCCCUGCACCCUGCAGCUGAGGGACCCCGAGCAGCAGCUCGAGCUGAACCGCGAGUCGGUGCGGGCGCCGCCCAACCGCACGGUGUUCGACAGCCACCUGAUCGACACCUCCCUCUGCCCGCCGAGCCUCAACUCCGGGGUGAGCGCCGCCGCAGCCACCACCGCCGCAUCCUCCUACCCCGGCCAGCCCCGGGUGGAGGGGGCGCCCCCCACCUACAGCGAGGUCAUCGGCCACUACUACCACCCCUCGCUGCCCCGGCACCAGACUUCCACGGCCGGCUCCGGCCCCUCCCCCCCUCCCCAGCUAAUGCAUGGGGUCCUACAGCAGCCCCCGCACAUCAGCAGCCUGGAGAGCCGAAACGCCCGCAACAAGGAGAAGCAGCAGCCGCAGCAGGUUUGACCCCCGCCCCCCCCUCGCAACAGUGCCACUUCUCAGCACUUCGUUUGGAACUGUCAGGGCGGAGAGGGAGGGAGGGUCAGCACACAGCAGAAUGACUGCACCUCCCGUCUGAAGCCCGGCCCCAACUUUGUAUAAAUAUUUACUUGUUAUUUGUCGUCUCAGUGCUCACAGCUUUUUUUUCUAUACUGACAAAUUCUAAAACAAACAAAAAAAGAUUGAAUUCCUUUUUUUUCACAUUUAAUUUUUGUAUCCCUGUGCAUUUGGGCUUCACCGCAAGCUCCAUAUUUCUACUCACUUGUCUCUUUAAACGCUUAUCCUUGAUUUGAAAUGCUCGGAAAAAAAAAAACAAGUCUUUAGAACGAACACGUCUUCCUUUUGAAACGCAGAUGAAUUUUUCGGACCCCUUUGCUUUGUGUGCUGACGGUGCGCAGGCUUUUGGGGGGAUGGAGGGGGAGCGGAUACGCUGGUCCCCUCGCCUGGUCCCUUACGCCCAUGCUGGCCUGUGUCACAGCCAGCCCGGUGUCACUCCACUGCGGUGCCGUGUGACGGACACCCCCACGUGCUCGAUCCCGCAGCACCGGGGAGAUGUUAUUACAUGGUAAUAAGCAGGGACACUUGACAAUAUACGAGGGAUAGCCGGCCUGGGUCGGUAAGGCCUAAGCUAUGUGCGGAGCUCCGACCGCUGGAGCCAAGGGGUCCCCUAGCCAAACCCCUGCACUGUCUAGGCCAGGUGAAGUGGAGCCAUUCCCACACGGUGGCUCGGUUACGUCUUUAAGUCGCGUUCAACUUUUUCGAGAAACAUUUGCACAAAUUUUUUGGAAAAAGACUGUUUGGAGAAAAAAAAUCUGCAAUAUGUAUCAUAAGAGAUGAGUGAGAGGGCAGGGGUAUUUUUGUAAAAGAAUGGAUUAUAAAGAGAAAAAAAGUGUCUGUUCUUGUUUUGUCUAACUAGAAAAAAAAGAGAAAUGGCAGUUUG